Messenger RNA from Phalaenopsis equestris, 1174 nucleotides. RefSeq names its product F-box protein PP2-A15. The coding region runs from base 290 to 1174 and encodes 294 amino acids. NCBI's taxonomy places the organism in Eukaryota, Viridiplantae, Streptophyta, Magnoliopsida, Asparagales, Orchidaceae. The record is from RefSeq and is a predicted model, not a curated record. Gene Ontology annotation, molecular function: protein binding. The transcript is spliced from 3 exons.
UUCAAUUAUUCAAACAAAGGAACAAAUAGUUUAGCCUGUCACUUCAUUAUACGCGUUCUGUAGCUGCCUGUUGACCUCUCUUCGCCGGUAUCGUGACACGAUCCCAAGAUCGCAAGUCCGGAGCUCCUCCCCGCCGCCGCGGUAACGCAAAGGGGAAAGAAGGAGACAUAAAAGGAGGACUUAGGUUUCCAAUGAGGUCGAUUGACAGGGGGCAGAAAAGGUUGCAAGAAAAGAAUAAGAGGAAAGCCCUAGCGAAGAGGUUCAAGGGAAAAGGAGGUGAGGAGCGGUGAUGGGGUCUUCUCUCUCCAACCUGACUGAGUCUAGCAAUGCAGGCGAUGGUGGUCCUGGACUCGGAGACAUACCAGAGAGCUGCGUGGCCUCCGUGUUCAUGCACCUCACGCCACCGGAGAUCUGCAAUCUUGCUCGUCUCAACCGAGCUUUUCGCGGCGCAGCUUCAUCUGAUUCAGUUUGGGAGUCGAAACUGCCCGGAAAUUACGCUUCCAUCCUCGAGUUUCUGCCCCCCGAGAGUUACCAGAACAUUUCCAAGAAGAAGGACAUCUUCGCAAUACUCGCUCGUACUGUCUUCUUCGAUGACGGCAAGGCCGUCUGGCUCAGUCGGCUUACCUGUGGUGUCUGUGUUUCUGUCUCUGCUAAGGCGAUGAAUAUAACGGGAAUAGAUGAUCGGAGGUAUUGGAGUUGGAUUGCAACUGAAGAGUCCAGGUUUCAAGCGGUGGCUUAUCUGCAGCAAAUGUGGUGGGUUGAGGUGAAUGGAUCAUUAAAAUUUCCAUUUCCUGCUGGCAUGUAUAGCCUUUCAGUCAGGCUGCACCUUGGAAGAUUUUCAAAGCGGCUCGGGCGCCGUGUUUGUAAUUAUGAACACACCCACGGCUGGGAAAUAAAGCCCGUCCGCUUUGAGAUCACCAUUUCAGACGGCCAACGAUUGUCACAGGGCUGCUUCUUGGAUGACUAUGAAAAAGAUGAGGCAAAUUGUAACAGCAAGCGCGGCGUCUGGAUAGAUUAUCAUGUAGGCGACUUCGUUAUCAGCGGUUUCGAUAUGGUGGAAAUAACGUUUUCAAUGAAGCAGAUUGACUGCACGCAUUCGAAAGGGGGUCUUUGCAUAGAUUCUGUUUCAAUUAUGCCUAAGGAGAACCCGCUGAAUGAACCCCUGCUGAAGUAG